UUCAAAAUGGAGGUGUUUACAAACAUCAGCGGAAGACUGGAAGAAGUUAUUUGAGUGAGAAAACGAUCUGGAGAAUCUAGCGUGGUGGCAAGAAAGUGAUCUCUCCAAGUUUAUUCUGAUGCUAAGAAGAUGAUGGGAGAUCAAAUAAUACUUGAAGAGGAUUACGAUGAGAAUUAUUUAGCAACGGAAGAAGAGAUAAUUGAGUAUGCCCAAGUCAUUGGCAUCGAUGUUGAGAAUGAGAGAGAAGACUUGAUGUGGAUUGCAAGAGAAGGGAUAAGUGCCCCUCUACCCAACGACUGGAAACCAUGUCAAGAUAGGGCGGGUGGAGACAUCUACUACUUCAACUUUACCUCCGGGGAGAGCACCUGGGACCAUCCAUGUGAUGAGUUCUACAGGAGGAUGGUCAACGAGCAAAGAGAGAAGAUGAAAUUAUCUGGGGGAGGAGGAGGAGGAGGAGGAAGUGGUGGUGGAGGCAAGAAGGAUGGGAAGAAGAAGAAAGAGAAAGUGGAAAAGAAAGGAAAGGAGAAAGAAAAGAAGGAACUUGGAAAGAAACUUGGAGGGUCACUUGGACCUUUGAAGGGAGAGUCUACUUUAGGGUCAACCCUGGGCACUCUAGGAAGUACUAAGGGAACAGGCCAACUCAACCCGUUAGGCUCAUUGAAGGGUGCGGGAUCAACACUGGGCUCAACAUUAGGGAAAUCUGGCGGUUUGGGAGGAACUUCUGACUCGUCUCGAUUCUUGAAGGGAAGUUCCGCCAAUCAGAAGAAGAGCCUAGGUCUGUCUUCGCUCAAAGGAACCAGAGAGGAGAACAUCCAGAUGAUGCCAGAUUUCUCUGAUGAGGACUCUGGCACUCCAAGAUUGAAUUUGGAUUUGGAUCUUCAAGACAUCGGAGGCCUAGGUUACGACGAUUCUGAUUCAAGUGAAGUUGAUAUAAAAGGAGUUGAGGUGUCAGACAGCGAUGACGACGAUGAUCUAGAUGUGGAUUUUGGGAUCGAUGCAAAUUUAUCCAAGAGACUUGGGCUGAUGGAUAUAGAUAGUCUGACACCUGCCGUCUCAGCUGACGAGCCAAUCAAAUCAAGAUUUUUGAAGAGCAACAAAAAAGACCAGAGUAUCAAAAAAGAGGACGCCAAGCAGCCAGAUGAACCUUCUACAGCGACAACCUCGACUGUCAAAUCCAACCCAAAUACCAUGAAGAAGCCAGUCAUGAGUGCCACUCCGACCACGGAGCCAGUCGUCAAACCAACGCCUACGAUCAUUACGACCAAGGCUGACGAAGAGCCGCAGAUCGAUAUGAAAGCUCUGGCCGAGAAACGAGAGAGGAUGGAGCAGGAGGAAGAGGACAAGAUGAAGCAAGAAACGGAAAAGAAUCUCGCUAAGAAACGAGAGGAUCAUCUUAAAGAGCAAGAGGAGCUGGAAGCCAAACUGCGUAAAGAUCACGAGACGUCCCUGAACCACAUGAGGAAGAAACUCGAGAAGGAACUUGAGGAUGCGAAGCUUGAGAUGCUGGAAGAUAAAGAGGAUAGGAUGAGGAAGAUCCGAGAGGAGGUAGAAGGAGACGAGGAGGCGGAGGAAGAGAAACUCAUAAAGGAGAAGGAAAAGAAUAUCAAUGCCUUGAGAAAGAGAGUGAAGGAAGAAACUGAAGACGAAGAAGCCAUGAUGAUGGAAGGAAAAGCAGACGCCAUGAGGAAAAUCAAAGAGACCAUCAGAAACGAACAACAAGAGCAAGAAGACAAACUCAGAGCGGACAUGGACAAAUCCCUAAAGACGUUGAGAGACGAAGUCAAGGAUCUUCAGGAGAAUGAAAAGAAGAAACUCGAGGAAGAGAAGAAGAAGAUGAUGGAAUCAAUCCAUGAGGAAGUUGCCAAGAUGGAAGAGAAAGAGCGGCAGGAAUUACAAGACAAACAGAAGAAGGCCCUUGAGGAGCUUAAGCAGAAACUGGAUGCAGAGGAGAAAACCUCCCUGGCUGAGAUUCAGAAAAUGCACGACGCUGAGAAAGAGAAGAGAACCAAAGACAUGAAACAGAAACAUGACCGGGAGAUGGAUGAUCUGAAAGCCAGACUGCAAGACGCUCAGGCCGAGGAGAAACGGAGAGAUGAAGAUAAGAUGAGAUUAGCUCGAGAGAAACAUUCCGUCGUUCAAGACAUGGAAGGAGAGAUGGAGAAGGUUCUGAACGAGAGGAAGAAAGAACUCAAGGAAGAACAGAAGAAGGAGAUGGAAAAGAUGAAGAAGGAACACGAGAGCAACAUGAAGAAAAUGAAACAGGAGAUGGAAGAUCAGGUGAAGUCAGAAAGGUCUUCCCUUCAAUCCAAACACGAAGCAGAGAAGAAACAACUCGCCAGAGAUCUUGAACAGGAGAUAAAAGACGUCCGCCGGGAAUUCAACGAUCGCAAAGAGGACCUUCACGCAGCGCACGAGGACCAGGAGAGUGCCCUCAGGGAGACGAGCGAGGGAUUGGAGCAGAGGAAGAAGGAGUUAGAGAAGAUGAAGAAAGACUUGGAGAAGGAAGAAGGAAAGAUGAUGAAGAGACGGGAGAAACUGGAGGCAGAAAAGGAGAAGAUUGGCCGUGAACAACAUGAUAUGCUAGCUAGCCAGGCCGGGAUGAUGGACUCAGACGCCAUCAAGAGGAUUCAAGACGAAAGACAAGAGUUAAUGGAGUCCAUCCAGGAGGAGAGGUCAAGGGUCAAGAAACUUGAGAAAGAGAAGAAUGAUCUACUGACGACGGUGCAGAGAUUGAAGCAGGAGAAUAAGAUAUCAAGAGUUCCUCUUCGUAUCAAUGAGGAUGAGGAUGAUGAACCAUUCCUUAAUGGUAAUCCUAGAGAUGCUAGAUCAUCUAAGACACUGAAGGAUCCCAAGACACCCAGUGCUGAGCUGAUGAAUCUAGAUGAGUUAUCACAACCCACACCGUCUCCUUCUAAAGAGUUACGUCAGAUGAUUCACCCGAGAGAUCUGAAUCGAACUCCGGCUGAAAGAGAAGACUACUCAUUUGAUGGAUCAGAUGAUGACUAUCUAGCUCCGAGGCGGAGACAGACGUCUGAUAGGCCCUCUAGAGGAAGAAGAGAGAGCGACAAGAGUUCACGUCCCAGUCGUCUCGGUAGUGACAGAGACUCUAAUGGACUGCAUGAACAUAGAAGUCGUAAGCCUAGACGCCAGGCUUGGCAUCAAUACGCUACUGACUCUGACGAGACUGAUGACUUCACAGAGGUGGAGAUACGACAGCGAAUGCACCACAUUGACAUGCAAGCCAGACUGUUUGAAGAGAACGGAGCAAUCCGGAGAGCCAGUGAGUUCCUUCACCGGCAACGACACAACCUGAAGCAAAGACAACGUGUCCUGAAUGACGCUAGGUUGGAAUGGAGGAGAGAUCUAAGAAACCAACAGAUGCAGGGAUUGUCUCCUGCUAGUGCCUCUGUCUUGGAAGAUGCUAGACUGGGAUUGGAAAGGGAGGCAUUGGAGUUGGACAAAGCUAUGGUCAACAUGUCAACGGGUCGUAGACUCAUCCGAGAGAAAGCCAGCAAGAUGAAGAAGAUGGAAACCUCCAUUAUGGAUGGGACAUCAGCGAGUGAGAAUGAGUUUCCUGACCUGAAGAUGUCAGCUUUGACUCUGAGUGAUGCGUCUAGCUCCAGCGAUCCCAGUCUGAGUGACGUAGAGGAAUCCAUUUCUACUCCAGCUGCAGCUCUUGAUGAUCCAGCGACUGCUGUUCUCGCUCAACUGCAGCAGUUGCUUCACCAGCAACAGCAACCACCUGUGACCUCUAACCUCAACCUUGCUCCGAGCACCGACACAGUUCUUAAAAGUAGCAGGAUACCUGCAGCCGAUGACACUGUGAUGUCAUCACUGAGUGUUAUAAACCAACAGCUCUCUCACGUCAUGGGAUUACUGAAUCGACCCGGGGUACCAACCAGUGCUGAGGGCCAGACUAAUAAUCCUGGUACGGCCACUGGUGCUCAGACCCACACAGGUACCCAUCACACAACCCAUAUAUCACCGGAGUACCGACUGCAUGACCCUAACGGGGUACCGUCCCAUAACGCAUCUAGGUCAACGGUUCCCGCUCAGCCAGCUCGUAACGUCUCUUCCUUGCCGCACAGUGAUGGAUGGUCUCAUCCCAGACCUUCGAACCAUGCCUUUACACAUGACAGUAAUCCGGCACCAGUCUACACCAGCUACACUGGGCCUGUUAGAGGAGGCUUCGACCGAACACCAUCUGCUGUGAGCUACCCGCCAUCUUGGCAAUCUAGCGGAGGUGGAAAUAGAGUUUUGCCAAAUGUGAGAUUUGACGUUUCUUCGUUGAGGACGACGGCGCCAAGAGAAACGGCAGAGCAAGCUCUGGAGCGAAAAUGGAAGACAUAUUUUGGAGGUCGCGGCCCGUCUGCAUCCUCAGCUCCACAUCCAGGCGUUCCUAGCGCAACCAUCGGCAAGUCAACCUUCGGUGGUUACGUAUCGGCAAGAGACCAGCUUCGAUCCUACCGCCAGUCGUCUCAAUCUUCUCCUUCGCCUAGGCAUCCAACGGCUCCGGAAGAGACUUCCUUCGCUUCCUCGACGGAGUCCAAACUACAACAGAUGAACGACUGGAUGAAAGACUUCCGCAGAGAAGACAUUGGCAAUCUUCCCCAUGGUGGAACCCCACUCUCAGGCCGAUCAGGAUCCACAGCCAGUAAUCCGCAAAGUGGACGGAGAGCGCCUUCUACAAGACUUGAGCUCGGUGACGACAACAAAAUUAGAAUAAGAGAGGUGUAACCCUUUUCUCAGAAAUCCAACACACGCAUGUAAUAUUUAAGUGCCAGUUUUUUUGAUACAAGAUAUAUAUUUUUACUACAAACCUUCCGCGUGUGUGAUUUAUACAAAACAAUUGUUUGGAGUGGUGUUGGGUAAAUUGAUUUCUUCUAAAACAAAGGUGAAGCUCGUGCAGACCAUCAUUAAAGGCAGUGGACACUAUUGGUAAUUACUCAAAAUAAUUAUUAGCAUAAAACCUUUCUUGGUGACGA
This is a messenger RNA of Asterias rubens (European starfish), 4985 nucleotides long. Its product is annotated as centrosomal protein of 164 kDa-like. The coding region runs from base 130 to 4737 and encodes 1535 amino acids. Gene Ontology annotation, molecular function: protein binding. The record is from RefSeq and is a predicted model, not a curated record. Lineage: Eukaryota; Metazoa; Echinodermata; Asteroidea; Forcipulatida; Asteriidae. The transcript is spliced from 28 exons.